UUUUUUCUUUGGGUCCUCUCUUUUACUCCAAUGACGAUAGUUUUUUAGGGAUUUUGAAGACGAGGGUCCAUAUCUGUGCAAAACUUGAAUUUUAGCACCCCCUCCUCUCUCUCCGUCACGCAUGCACGCACGAAUAUCUGCAAUUAAGGGAAAGAAAGCGUGGGGACAUGAGUUGGGUUCCGAACUAGCUCUCAGCUUUCAAAGCGAUAGCUAGUGUGGAUAUUUUCCCGCCAAAAACCCGGUUCCAAGCAUGACCCGGGUGGAUGAUUGAUUAAGAAGAGAGUGACUUGGGUUUUUAAGGUCUGAACUCGGAAUAAAUGGCAGGGUGGUGGAUGCUAGCUCAUGAUGGGUCUGCUUUAGAUUGUGCCAAAUCCCCAAGAAAGAAGCUCAAGCAGAACGUCUUCUGGGUCGAUCUUGAACAGGCUCUGGAAGGGUCUGAGAAGGCCUCGAGAACCUGUGUUGAAGGCGAACGAGAACCUGAGAAGCUCCGAUGCGAGUUCAAAUACUUUCUUCGAGGUAUCCGCAAGGAGAUCUGCGCCGAAGACCCUCUUCCGCUUCUACCUCCGAUGUUUGAAGAUGGGCGACGCGUGAAUUUGCUCAAGCUUUUCUGGGUUAUGAGAGAGAGGGGUGGGUGCGAUGCUGUUUCGGAAAAGUUGUGGAUUCAGGUGGCCAAAGAGUCCGGGUUGUUGGGUUCGGAUCUUUCCGCGCCGGUGAAAUUAGUUUACGUCAAGUAUCUGGAUAUUUUAGAGAGAUGGUUGAAGCGGGCUGUCGAAAAUAAGGGCUUCGAAUGCGGUUUGAGUGAAGACGUUUUGGUGGGUAUUUCAUGGACUGUCAGCCUGGGCUUAAAGCUAUUACAGCAAAAGUUCCGGAAGAAGAAGAAGAACGAUGAAGAGUACCCGCAUCUGGAGUCAGCGUCUGAGGAGGUGGAUUCGAAUGGAAGCGAAAAAUGUAUUGGUGAUGAGGGAUUGUCAGCUUUGGAUUUGGUGGGAAGGAUUGAUGAUGGUGACAAUUUUUGCAAUGAAGUAGAAGGAGAGGUGAUAGUGUUGAAUGGGGACGGGAAUGAUGUUAUAGAUGAGAAAAAGACGUGUUUGGAUUCGAGUGAGAGUGCUGCGAAUGAACAGGGUGGUGGAAAUUUGUGUUUCAAUAUUGUGGUAAAUAGUUUGGUAGCUGAGUUGGAUGCAGGGAAGGGAUGCGACGUUGAUGACGAUGGUGCGGUGGUUUUGGACCCAGAGAAUUUUUGUGGUAAGAGGAAGCGGGAGUCCCUGUGUGGAAUGCUCAACUGGGUUAUGGGGGUGGCAAAGAAUCCUUGUGAUCCUGCCGUUGGUUCUUUACCGGAACGGUCCAAGUGGAAGUCUCAUGGUAAGGAAAUGAUGUGGAAGCAGGUUUUGUUGGCUCGGGAGGCCAUCUUUCUGAAAAUGCGGGUUGAUUCGAAUGCUGACCAAUGGCAGAGAACUCAGAAGAUGCAUCCAUGCAUGUAUGACGAUCAAUUUGGCUCAAAUUACAAUUUUAGAGAGAGAUCAAAACGUUGCAAGAAGCGUCAUUCUGAGAAAAUGAUGUCUCAGACACAAGCUUGUUCUGAGUCACCCUCAGCCACUCAAAGUGACUUGGACAAAACUUCUUGUACAGAAGGGGUGGAAAACGGAAUCAACAAUCAGUUACUUGGAACCUCUGAUUCGUUUACAGAAGAUUCAGGACUUGAUAAAUAUGUCCCAAAACGCAAAUCUUGGAGGCCUUGUUAUAAAGCUGAAGUGCAGGAUUGGAAUGGUGUGACUUCUGAAAGUGACCUUAAGUGGUUGGGCACCCGAGUUUGGCCAUUAGAAAAAGUGGAUCAGAGAUAUAUCAUUGAAAGGGAUCCAAUUGGUAAGGGAAGGCAAGAUUCAUGCGGCUGUGAAGUGCCUGCUUCUAUUGAAUGUGUCAGGUUUCAUGUUGCUGAGAAAAGGCUGAGAGUGAAGCGGGAAUUAGGCUUAGCUUACUAUCAAUGGGAAUUCCAUAAAAUGGGCGAGGAAGUUCAACUUUUGUGGACAGAGGAAGAACAACAGAAAUUUAAGGCCAUACUGGAUUCGAAUCGUCCAACUCUACAGAGGUGUUUCUGGGAUCAAAAUUUCCAGUGUUUUCCUACCAGGAGCAGGGCAGAUUUGGUAAGCUACUACUUCAAUGUCUUUCUUCUGGAGCGCAGAGGAUACCAGAAUAGAUUGACCCCAAAUAUCAUCGACAGUGAUGAUGAGGAAUUAGAAUCUGGAUUGUCGGCUAAUGUUAGUGGACAUGAAGCAGACAAGUUACAAACCUCCAUCUUUUAUUCCCCAAAAAAGCCACAUACAAACUUUAGAUAAGUCUGAGAAGUAGCCAACACGAAAUACUCAACAGUUGACAGCGGCUGAUAUGGAUUGGAAUCAAGUGCUUCAGUGAGAAUGUAUAGUCUUGCAGUUUUGGAUCUACUGUGGAGUUUAUCAAUGUAGACGACAUUUUGCUGGUAUGCCAAUGCAGAAUUAUCAUUACCUUUGAGAAGUGAAUACGAAUGAUUUUGAAGAGUAACAUCAAGGAUCAUUUUUGAAGAAAAAGUUGAUAACAUGUAGGUGGUCGAUGUUGCUCACGGUCGAGGCUCAAGACAGCUUUUGUUCCGUUAAAAGUGCUUUUUGGUUCGUCUGAUUUUGUGUAUGAGGUAUGUUUUUUUUGUCCAUUCACCAUUACUAACGACAAAAAAAAUGGGUGUAGCACACUUCUGUCCUUUUUUUACCAUUGUUUUUUGACUGCAGAUUUGACUUAAAAACAGAAACUUGGGGAUACAGAGGAACAGACUAGGAAAUGGUUUACUAGAAUCAAAAUUGUAGCCCCUCAUGUACCAGAGUAAAUGCACUUGCUAGUUAUAUGA
This is a messenger RNA of Juglans regia (Persian walnut), 2869 nucleotides long. RefSeq names its product AT-rich interactive domain-containing protein 1-like. The record is from RefSeq and is a predicted model, not a curated record. Gene Ontology annotation, molecular function: DNA binding. NCBI's taxonomy places the organism in Eukaryota, Viridiplantae, Streptophyta, Magnoliopsida, Fagales, Juglandaceae.